Molecule: messenger RNA, 776 nt
Organism: Rhipicephalus sanguineus (brown dog tick)
Lineage: Eukaryota; Metazoa; Arthropoda; Arachnida; Ixodida; Ixodidae
Exons: 6
Coding region: 301-696 (131 amino acids)
Source: RefSeq, a predicted model, not a curated record
UUGUUCAGGAUGUAUACGAUUUAGGGAAGAAACACGACAAAGAGAUGGCGAUGUUCGUUUGCGCAAUCUUCUCAAAGCACGAACGGCGAAGCGAACGCCGCCGGUUCCAGAAGCCGCUCCGUUGGCGCAUGCGCUACGCGCGCUUCGCUCGCGGCUGCCUCGGCCACGCUACGCCCGCAUCAUCUCGGUGUCGUGUCGUCGUUCAUUUUUCUUUCUUUGCUUUCAAGAACUCCGGAGAGAAGCACGGUGCAGGGGCGUUAGGCCUACGGCGUCGGUGCUGCUGCUGCGUUCAGCGGCAACAUGUGGCGGCAAGGAGGAACCAUCUGCUUAUGGAGCUUCUCGGUUGUCGCCGCAGUCGCAGUGCUCUUCGUUAGAGGACAGAAGCCCGUGCCGCACGGGUGUGACCUGGACAAAGAAUCCAAGGGAGCUUCGAAGUGUGCUCAAGAGAACUUCAAAGGAAAGUUCGACCAAGUGAUGGCCGAGAAGCUGGUAAUCGGCUGCAUCACGGGAAACCUCACCAUCGCCGAAUUUCGAAACCGCUGCCGGGAGCCCCCAUUGGCUGGCCGCGUCGCGCGUUGCGUCGCCGGAACGCUUCCGCAGAUCAAGUUCGUCGAAAAGCCGUCUAUGAAUCAUCUUGCCAGAUUUCAAAACUGUGUCGUUAAGACCAUUUACCCACUGGCGAAUCUCUUCAGGUGAUCGCCGUGCGACGGCUAUGCUAAAUAAUAAAACGCUCAAUGUCGCGGUCCACGUGACGUUCGGCACUCGCUUGUAGUUUU